Messenger RNA from Physella acuta, 1193 nucleotides. Its product is annotated as periostin. Lineage: Eukaryota; Metazoa; Mollusca; Gastropoda; Physidae. The record is from RefSeq and is a predicted model, not a curated record.
UUGUAUGCUGAUGAGGCCAUAGUUGUUACUUUUAUCAGUUUUAAACUAACAAAUCAUUGGCCUAGUUUCAGAUUAACUGCUUUUUACCAGACACUGCAGGAACUGCAGCAAGGAUUCUGACACAACUAUCUCCAUUUUUCGUUGCAGUUCGAAGCAGCACCACCAUGAGGGCCUGGACAGUGUUCACGUUGUUGGCCAUCACCUUCUUUGGCAUAUCGGGCACAAGCGCGGUGUUCGUUUCUCAACAUUCGCCGUCAUCAAAUCAAUGGAGCACUUUAAUCAAUCUUCUUGAUGGACAAAACAGAUUCCAUAACUUUCUAGAACUUCUGGAUUCUUCUAAUCUGUUUCCAAAAAUAAACACAUCUUUACAUUUCACGGUGUUUGCCUUCCCUGACUCCGUGUUUGACGGAUUCCCCCCCAACUACAUCCAAGCCCUGAAAGCUGACCAGGUCAAGCUGGACGCCCUCAUCGGGCUACACGUCAUCCUAAACACCGACUAUAUGUUCCACGGCGUCGUGAAUCAAAUCCUUACCUCGUCGAACUUUGAGCACGUGCGGAUUAAUGAGUACAACCUGCUUCACAUCAACACGGCACAGGGCGUUAACGUUACCACAAUGAAUCAAGAGGUCGUUCACGGGCAUGUUCAUAUCAUAGAUGGCAUAAUGAAGGCACCGGUGCCCAUCCUUCCUCAGUACCUAACCACUAGGCCUGAUCUCACGAAAUUCGAUAAUCUCAUUAUUCAGGAAAAUUUGCAAGAUUUUUUUAAGUCGGAUACAACCAGCACCAUCUUUCUACCCAACAACGACGCCUGGGCUAAGCUGAGCCCCCACGUGAUGGAGUACCUGAAUACUCACUCAGCUGAUCUUACAGAGGUUCUCAAAUACCACAUGAGCAAGGCCAGCACCCUGUACAGCAUCGGUAUGAGAAAUAAGCUGACAAUCCCCUCGGCUAACGUACACCAUGAUCAACUAAUGAUCCUUCAGGACGGAAAUGGAGAUUUUUCUAUUGAACACGCUCAACUGAUCCAGAUCGAUAUCAGUUCUGAGACUGGCGUUUUUCACGUCAUCGAUCACGUACUGCUCCCACCUAGGGUGCUGAUUGCUAUGGAAACCAGCGGUAUUGUUUUGGGGUAGCCUGUACCAAGGGCCACUGACACAAUUUUGAGACAAUAAAAUGCUCAUUUUUGAGUAAAA